Messenger RNA from Erpetoichthys calabaricus (reedfish), 849 nucleotides. RefSeq names its product HOATZ cilia and flagella associated protein (gene hoatz). The transcript is spliced from 6 exons. Gene Ontology annotation, biological process: cilium assembly. The coding region runs from base 212 to 694 and encodes 160 amino acids. The record is from RefSeq and is a predicted model, not a curated record. NCBI's taxonomy places the organism in Eukaryota, Metazoa, Chordata, Cladistia, Polypteriformes, Polypteridae.
UAAUGCUUAGUUAUGAGUUCAUUUGAUCGUUUUAUUUUUACGUGGUGCACUGAUAAAUUUGGUACUAAUGUCUCCUUACGUCGAAAAACACUAAUAAUCAUGUUGGUCAUUUUUCAACAGCAGACGCGAUCCUAAGUGGUGAAGACCGGAAGCGCUGGCAGUAGCGUCUCGUUUCCAAGGUAACAGCAGCGUUUCUCUUUACACUGGCAGGAUGUCCGAGCAGCGUGAAGAUCCUGAGCUUGACUACGAGAAAAACUUUACCAUUUUCUCCGAUUCUUCGGAACAGGAUGUGUCAUGCGCCAAAAUCUUCUGGAAUUCGGCGAUUCUACACCCUACACUGGAGUCGCGGCUGGUUUCGGGAGACAUUCGGCAAAGGUUGAAAGUGGCAGAUGGAAUACAGCCAAAUAGUUAUGCAGCCUGUGAAUCUCUUGCUGUUGAUCUCAAAAAUGAAGAGUUUAUGAGGAACGUAUUUCUGAAGCAGAAGAUCGAUGAAAGGUUGAUGUACAUGGAGAAGGCACAGAAAAGAGAAGAGAUCCUAGCUCUACUGAAGAAACAGAGAGAAGAGAGGAUCAAGAAGGAGAUGAUUUCAAGACCAUAUCAAAAAAAGAAAAAGACAGAAGGAGAAAGGUCAUUGGUGAAAGAUGACUCUGAGGAGAUUCAAGAGGCGAUACGGGCUGUCGCCGCACUGGACUAGCAGGAGAAGUGAAACAGGCAUCAGCGACUGAAUCUAUGGUUAUGUCACCAAAAUAUGUGUUAUUUAAAACAUUUUUUAAAUGAAAUUUAGAAUUGUUGUAUAAAUAUAUGUCGGAGAAAGCUCACAAAAAUAAAAUUAUAUUUUUGGAAACUUUG